Aphanomyces astaci is the source of this 2873-nucleotide messenger RNA. RefSeq lists its product as hypothetical. The record is from RefSeq and is a predicted model, not a curated record. The transcript has 6 exons. Gene Ontology annotation, molecular function: RNA cap binding; mRNA binding. Gene Ontology annotation, biological process: nuclear-transcribed mRNA catabolic process, nonsense-mediated decay; mRNA export from nucleus. The coding region runs from base 45 to 2765 and encodes 906 amino acids. NCBI's taxonomy places the organism in Eukaryota, Oomycota, Saprolegniomycetes, Saprolegniales, Verrucalvaceae. Gene Ontology annotation, cellular component: nucleus; nuclear cap binding complex.
CGACAGCGGAACAGCAGCGAGAGAGCGAAACGAUUCGUUUGACAAUGGCAGACUACAAUCGGGAUAGUGGACGUAGCGGCGGCAACUAUGACCGCGGCAACAGCGGUGGUGGCUACAAUGACGGCAACCGUCGUCGGAAACGCUCGGACGACAACAUGCAGUAUGGCGGCGGUGGCGGGUACAACGACGGCAGCAAGCGCCAUCGACAGAACGACUACAAUUCCCGCGACCGCAACUAUUCACGCAACGACAACUAUCGUGGCCGAGACAACUACCGCGACCAGUAUCACCACCGCAGCGGCGAUGACGAUGCGUUGGAACUCCGUCGUCGCGUGAUUUCGUUGGGCGACAGCGUCAACGUCAACGACUCGCAGGCCGUGCGUGACGUGUUGACGCGCUGCGGCGAUUGGUUGGGCGAGCAGCUGAUGUUCCAGGCACAGGAGAUCGCCGCGCUUGUGGUCACGUGCGCCGGUCGGCUGAGCGCCAAGACCGAGUGGUACGGCAUGCUCACGACGCUCCUGAACGAGAAGAACGCCGUGUUCGGCAAAAAGGUCGUGGAGCUGGCGCUGCAGACGAUCCAGGCAGACUUGGCGUGGUGGGCCACGGACGACGCCGCCGCCACGUCACCGCCCAAACCCGCCGGCGAAGUGCCCGUCCAAUUCCUCCGCAUCAAGUCCCUCGUCCGCUUCAUUGGCAACUUGACCACGACCAAGAUGAUCCUGGCCCCGGACAUGGUCGCCCUUCUCGCGACCUUCCAGAGCAUGUGCACGCCCAUCAGCCACGACCAAAACACGACCGCGCGCUCUGUCCAAACGGCCAACGCCGUCAAAGACUUCUUUGCGCACCUCGUCCUCGAUACUGUUCUCCAUUGUGGCCAUACACUGGUUGUGGCGGCGGCGGACCCGCUGGAUGCGCUGCUCGCGCAGUCGGACGCGUACAUUGCAUCCCGCGAUGUCCAGGACGAUUCGAACCGACUCGUGCCGGGGAACACGUGGCUACUGCAGCGCAUUCGACUGAAUCUGCUCGUCGACCCCGAAGACAAGGACCAUCUCCACGCGUAUGCCAAGACGCUGGAUCCACUCAAUGUCGUGUGGAAUGCCGUGCAGUCGCUGGUGACGGCGGCCAAGCAGGCGCCCCCCGCACCUCCGUCCGCCGACGCCGCUGACACGUCGACUCUGUUUCACUCUCAGUGGAAGAUUCAGUCGCUUCUGUACCCGCUGCUCAACUUUGUGCCCGUGGUGCGCAAGACCGAGUCGGCUCCGCUGCCGUCGGUCGUUUCCUUCGACUUGUUUCCGUCGCCGACUCAAUUUGCAUCAAAAGUGCCGCCGUACGCGGCCGUGUACCGCAUUUUGGAUGGCGACAGCGGGCCCAUCGGCAGCGCCAUCGGCAACAUGCACCUUCCGUCGUACGUGAUUGCGCGUUCGUACUUUGAAGACAUCGUCGAUUCGUUCCGGCCGAAUCCGGCUGAAGCCGCCAAGCAGCUGCUGGCCACGUGUCGCGCGCUCAACGGCCGGUGGAACCUCCAGGCCGAAUACAUUCUCGUCGAGUCGCUGCUCGUGGCGGUCGUGAGUGCGCCGCCGUGUGCCAACAUGGUCGGGUACGGCGGCGCGGUGCUGUUUCAUUUGCUCAAACACGAGAGUAAGACGAUCCAGUCGGCGUUUGCGAUCCUCGUGGAGCUGCUCUUCCGCCGCAUUCCGCUCAUGCACAUGCACGCCGUGGACGCGUUCGUCAAGCUGUUUGCGCUGUUUCUAAGUAACUUUGAGUACAAAUGGCCCUGGACGCACUGGAACUACGUGCUGGACGCCCAGGCCGACGACGCCCAGAGGCUGUUCGUGUCGGCCGUGAUCGAGCGCUGCGUCCGCUUGAGCUACCGCCAACACAUGCAGUCGGUCCUCCCCGAAACGUUUCACAUGCUGCUGCCCCCCGUGCCCGUCCACGUUAUCCGCUUUCGCCAGGCCGAAAGCAGUGCCGACGACGACUCGAGUGAUGCAGCGACUGGCGUGCUUCGGUCGCAGUACGAGCAGGUGUUUGGCAAGAUCAAGGCGCGGGAGGAGGCUGCCGCCGUCCAAGCGUGGAUCGACGACACUUCCGCCGCCCACGACGGAGCCCCCCACGUGGUGCUGGAGAUGGUCGUGGCGGCCAUCCUCGACGCCGGAUCCGCCACGUUCACGCACUUUCGUACGCUUCUGGACAAGUACGUGGGGGUCCUCGUGGCCGCAAUCGACGCCGACGUGGAGCGUCAGGUCGUGGUGAUCGCCGCCGUGAGCAGCGUCUGGGAGCAGUCGCCGCAGCAUGUGAUUCUGAUUCUGAGCAUCUUGUUGCGUCACCACGUCCUCACGCCGGUCGCGGUCGUCACGUGGUUGUUUGGCGCGGACGCCGUCCAACAGUACAGUUGGCCGUACGUGUGGGAGAUUCUAGACAACACGGUGCGCUAUGCCCUGGAAACCCAAGCAGCCAAAUCGACGCCGAAUGCUGUGGACGACGCGUGGGCCGGCUCGGUCGAGGACCUCUUCGUCGCCGUGUUUGAAGGCCUGUCGCGGGUGAUUGCAGCGCACAAGGCGCAGUGCGACAAGGAUGGCACGACGUUCAAAGACAACUGGUACGCGAGUACGCUGGCCCGCAUGCAGUCGGUCGGUCGUGACUUUCGAGUGGCGCUCGACCCGCUGCUCGAGGGGCUCGCGACGUCCGUCUUUGCCGCCCAGCACGCCGAGCACGACGUCCGAGUCGUGUUUGCCAACCUGCAAGCGUCCUUCCAGCGCGUCUAACACGGCUAUAAAAUGGAGUACUAGUUGGUUUCACACGGAACCAAGAAUCUGGCCAGAAAAGAUAUACAUACAUAUAAAACCACGUGAUUUAGACAAUAGUCUUGAUAC